Messenger RNA from Sinocyclocheilus rhinocerous, 772 nucleotides. RefSeq names its product cocaine- and amphetamine-regulated transcript protein-like. Gene Ontology annotation, molecular function: neuropeptide hormone activity. The record is from RefSeq and is a predicted model, not a curated record. Lineage: Eukaryota; Metazoa; Chordata; Actinopteri; Cypriniformes; Cyprinidae. Gene Ontology annotation, biological process: adult feeding behavior; negative regulation of appetite; cellular response to starvation. The coding region runs from base 247 to 546 and encodes 99 amino acids. The transcript has 4 exons.
AAGUAACUCUCCAUAAAAAGUCAGUUUGGUAGAUAUAAAUAGCAGUAUAGUAGCAAAGAAUAAAUAGCAGUACGCGAUACACAGAGGCUUUUUUGGAGUCACUGGGAGGGACGUUUGACCUUCAUUUGGGCGUUUGGUGAUUAGUUUUCUGCUUAUAAUAAAGACACGCAACACUUCUAACGUUAGCUCAGUGUGCUGUGACUGUGACCCGGCCCGGGCAGCUGACUGGACUCAGGAGUCAGGACCAUGACGAGCUCAGAGAUACUGACCAUAGUCGUGCUCUUUACCGUCCUGUGCUCCGGACAAACAUCCCAGGAACUCACAGACACACAACUGUCCCAGCAGGAAAUGGAGAACGAAUUGGUUGAGGCUAUGACAGCACUUUUGGGAAGAUAUCAGCCUCAUUUACCAUCUUCAGAAAAACGUGGCAUUCCACAGUGUGCUGUGGGCUCCCGCUGCGCCAUGAGACUGGGCCCACGCUUUGGGAAACUGUGUGAAUGUGUCAGAGGAUCUAACUGUAACUCAUUUCUCCUAAAAUGCAUCUGAGUCAUUAAAAAAGCAGCAAAUCCAUAAUCCUUUCUUGAAGCUGUAAAGUCAUGCACCUGAAAGAGGCAGCACGUGGAAAUUUGUUUUCUGAAUCACUUGUACAAGGUCUAUGACAAGCAUUCAUCAAAACGCAGCAUGACAAGCAAUAGCAAAGCAUGGGUUUAAUGUGUUUAUUCAUUUAUAUUUUUAAUGUUUGUCUUGUGUUAUCAAUAAACAUAGUUAUUAU